Symbiodinium pilosum is the source of this 4098-nucleotide messenger RNA. Lineage: Eukaryota; Dinophyceae; Suessiales; Symbiodiniaceae. The record is from the annotation of a GenBank genome assembly.
AUGAAAUCCUGGUACACGGUGCCUCCCAGUGUAGCCGCCAUGGUGAACAGCACGGUCACGACGUUGCCCAUGGCGUAUCCUUCUGCCGUUGCUCCAGCAACACCAACCGCGAAUGACCUUAUGCCAAGGUUCCUGCCCGUACCCGUGGUGCCCGCACAGGUGAAUGCAGAUGCAGCAUGCCCAGUGGAACAAGGGUUGGCCAAUGCCGCCGGCACCCGCACCUGGUCCGGCUGUGGCACGCAGGGACCUUACUUGCAUCGCCCUUCUCGAGCCCAGAAAGACGACUUCGACCUGACUCAGGUUCUGACCCUUGCCGGUGCCACGUCUGGUGGAGCGAUCCUACCGGCGUCCAUGGUUCCCUUCAUUUCUCUGCUGCUUUGGCUGCCUUUGGCACGAAGCGAGCCGUGGACAGAGGAGAAUGCGGCAUGGAACAUCAACUUCCACGCAAGCCAUGAGCCGGAACGCUACUGGGGGCAAUGGCCAAAUCACACCUACAAUCCAUCCCCUCCAGACUGGCGCAGCCUAGUGAUCUACCAGCUGCUUACUGAUCGCUUUGCAGACGGCGACCCGCACAACAAUGAGCUCUUUGCUGACGGGUUCGAUGUGCGCGACUUCACCUUUCGACAUGGUGGUGACUUUGCGGGAUUGACGCAGAAGCUCCAUUACAUCAAAGGGAAUGGCUACAACUUCUACCAUCAGUAUGCCCAAGUCGAUUUCACUGUUCUGGACCGCCGAUUGGGAACCCUUGAAGAGCUCCGUGAUCUCAUUCGGGAGGCGCAUGCCCUUGACAUGUAUGUCAUCAUAGACGUAAUGAACCAUAUGGCGAACGAAUACUACUUCGAGGGCCAUGCACGAAGCCAAGCCACGUGGCGGUUCCACGAGGACGGUGGAAAGCGCGAGUACAAGCUGAAGCCACGAGCUACCCAGGCUUCAUAUUUCCAGAGCUCCAUUUGGUGUGACGGGAACGCCCUUUGGCAAUCCUGGGGAAACGAGCCUACCGGCAUCCUUGUGAACAUGGAUGCUUGUGAGGAUAGAUGCAAUGCAGAUCCUGAUUGCUUCUAUUUCUUGUACAAGGACGACCUUGGAUCGUUGAGUACCUACCACUGUGCAGGCUUCAAGUCCUGCAGCUCCCCCACUCCUUACACCGAUGGUCAGGCAAACGUCUACAAAAAGUGGGUUUGGCCAGUGAAGGCCGUCCAAGAAGCAGCUGAUGUUUGGUGUGGAGGGGCUAGCUUGUGGCAACAAUUUGGAGGCGAGGCAUCCGGGCUGCUUGCUAGCCAGGAUGCUUGUGAAGCGGCUUGUGCUUCGGAUCCAUCCUGUCAGUUCUACCUCUGGAAGGAUGACCCUGCCGCAAACACACGCUUCCACUGUGCUGGCUUCGCCACCUGCCUGGUGGCUGACCAAACGCCUUUUGGUGAUGGUGAUGCUUCCAAAAUUUUUCGCAGGCGCACAAAGGCCGAGAGAGACCAGGAUGGCUUGUACGACACACCUGCAGGGCGACAGCCUUAUUCAGAUUUCUGGUACAGCAACUUAUGGCACGCCAAUGCGACCUACAAUGGAACUUUGUAUGGUCAAUGGGGUGAGUCGGCGUCAGACACCGGCUUUGGGACCUACAUAGAAUCAGACUUUCAUCACAACGGAGAUUUGAUUGACUACCAUGACCCUUGGGAGAUCAACCUGGGCAAAAUCUAUGGAGUAAUGGACGAUCUUCGUUUAGAGCAAGACAUGGUCCAGCAGAAAUACAUAGCAAUGACCAAGGCUUUAAUUGAGAGUACGGAUGUGGAUGGCUACCGUGUGGACACUCCAAUGCAGGUACCACUAAACUUCUACAAAGUUUGGGCACCUGCUAUGAGAGCUCAUGCCAAGACACUGGGGAAAGAGCGCUUCGGCAUCUUUGGUGAGUUCUUUGUUAGCGCUGAACGAUACGCAACCAUGACUGGUCGAGGCCGAGACAACACGAUGUACAACCAGGAGCGGUUCAUCGACGACAUUGCCACCCUCAAGGGCGGUAUUGUCUACCCAUACUACUGGUACGUCUUCACUGCCAUGGUGUACCAGCGCCCAGAGUAUGCGGAUGGUUUGCCCCUCGCCUAUGUCGAGGAGAACAAGAUGGUUGACACAUAUGACCCGGACACUCACCGCCAUGAGUAUGCUAUGUGGACAUUCUGUAACAAUCAUGACAACUGGCGGCUGCAAAGUAUGACUGGUAAGGCGCACUUUACCAUGUGUCUGGCAGUCAUUACGUUCUGGCCUGGGGUGCCGCUUCAUUACGCUGGUGAUGAGCAAGACUUUGAUACUCCUGGCAGUGCAUUGGACGGAUGGGCGCGGGAAGAGCUCAGCACAUCCCUGGCUUGGCGAGCAGUUCGAACCAGAGCAGAUGGCAACCCAGCGGACGGAGACAACUUUGACAUGACCCACCCGACUUAUUUGUACAUCGCUCGGCUCAAUGCCUUGCGCAGGGCGUACUUCGGUUUCUUUGGAGCUGAGGAAUGUGAUCAGCUUCAGCACCCUUCCUACGCAACGCCUGAUGUACUUGUAUAUGUCCGCGGUUGCAAUGCAACUCAUAAGGUGCUGCAAUUCGCCAAUUUUCACACAUCGCAGAACCGGUCGGCAUCCAUUGACUCGCUCCCAUGGGCAGAUGGUACUGAGCUGGUGGAUUGCCUUGUGAGCCACAAUAACCCAAGACGUGUUGUUGUUUCUUCGGGAAGUGUCGCUGUCACGCUUGGUCCUUUGGAGGCCCUGACAUUUGUUGAAGAGGUGGCCAGCGUUCCUCCUUCAGUUGUUGAGGUCUCGCCCAAGCACGGCUCGACAAUUCCAGCAGACAUUGAGAACAACUUGACCAUUACCGUGAGAUUCGAUCGUGACGUGGAUGCCUCAAUGGCAUCUAGUCUGCUUUUUGACCAGGUUUCUGGAGGCUUCGUUUGCACCGGAGACACCUGCACUCGCCAAGUUGUCGCCGCAUCCCUGGAGAACGGCUAUCAUACUCUUGAAGUCCCCGCGGGUGUCGCCGCGGCAGAUGGUUUGCAGAUCCAUGCUGCCUUCAGAUCCUUUUUCCUGCUUGACCGGCAGAGCGGUGUCAUUGCAAAUCCAAUCCAGGAACAGUCGGGUCUUAUUUGCAGCUUCGGCAGGCAGCUGUGUCACAACGCAGAAGGGGCCACAUGGUUCCGGGCUCAGAAUGUUGGCGGCAACUGGUCAGCGUGGAAGCCGUAUGCAUCAAUCACCAAUUGGGAGGCUCAGCUCGAUGUGCCCGUGCUUGUUCAAUACUAUUCCCAGCUCAGUGCUAGCUUCGUCGUUGGUGACUGCCUUGCUCGGACAGGCAGGCACUGCCAUGCGAGCUGGCACAAUCAAAUGUUCCUCAGAGGCGAUCUAAACAACUGGGGUGGUGACGACGAAGGUCGGAUGAUGCUAGUGGAUGCAUACACAUGGGCUUCGAACAUCACUAUUGACAAGUUUGUACGUGCUCGAUUCACUCCGACGAAUGAUUGGUCAAAAUCUUAUGGUGCCCAUCCCGUUCGAGAGCUUCUCUACAACGUUCCAACGUUUGAUGUGCGCCAUUUGACCUUUGAUAUUGUGCCAACAAAAUCCGGCACGGAACCAUGUCGGGAAUGGAUGGUGAAUCGGAGCUUGUGGACGGAACACGAGAGCAUAGCAUCAGGAGCUGAAUUUGCAGUGAACCUGUGGCUGAGUCCCCUCUGCACUGCUGCCGCACCUCAAUGUGAGCCAGAAGAAAAUCCUGAGUGGCAGUGCCAUUCGUACCAGGAUGGUCAAGACGGGGCGUGGUGCGCCUCUGUUGGGACGGAGGGAUGCUUCGAUUACAGUACGAAUGAUCAGAGCGAAGAGAUGAGCUCAUGCACGACGCCGCAAAUUCUGGAGAGCUCCUUCAUCGUUGCGUUGAAGGUGGACAACUUGUCAGACUUCGAGACAGUACCCGCUGAAUUCCAUAGAAAUCUGAUAGCUGCUGCAUACGGCAACCGGACGGCCAACGUCAGCAUCGCAACUGGCUGCAUUUGGCAAAGCUGCAGUCUCGUUGUGCGGCACGCAUGCAUGUCCUGUUGCAGAACAUCCAUGAGAGUACUUCCAAUCGUUGUUCCGACCUAG